This is a messenger RNA of Folsomia candida, 1705 nucleotides long. RefSeq names its product luciferin sulfotransferase. The transcript has 5 exons. Gene Ontology annotation, biological process: sulfation. NCBI's taxonomy places the organism in Eukaryota, Metazoa, Arthropoda, Collembola, Entomobryomorpha, Isotomidae. The coding region runs from base 453 to 1490 and encodes 345 amino acids. The record is from RefSeq and is a predicted model, not a curated record. Gene Ontology annotation, molecular function: sulfotransferase activity. Gene Ontology annotation, cellular component: cytoplasm.
UAUUCAGUAUAGUUUUGACGACAGUUGUGGUCUGUGUGUGUCCAUGUCGUUAAAAUCAACAUUAACCCAAUUGGUUCAUAAUCCUCUUAAUGAGAAGCAAUUUUGCCUGUAGAAUAAAUCUGGAUCUAGAUUGGUCUCAUCCUUCCCAUGAAUGUGUCUGUGAAUUGAGUGAUUUUAUUAAUCUUUUUUGCUCCCAGUUUACUAUCUCUGUUAAACUCUGUGGUUAAACCAUGAAUAUUUUGUGACCUAGAUUUUAUGCCAUGAUAAUGAUCAGUUAGUUACGUGCAUAUUAUGAUGCAUGUUGUAUAAUGCAUUAUAUAUGUGUGUGCAUUUAAGUUCCACAACAUUUGUCACGAUUUUUUAUAACCGUCAUCCGUUCCAAAAUUCUGUGACGAAUUGGAUUAAUUCUAGUUUCUGACCAUUUUUUUCUUGCUCAGUAAAAACAAAAAGUCAUGACGUGUCCUUUAUCACCAGUCGAAUACGCCGAGUUGGACAGUAAAGAAGGUCGUGAGUGGAACCAACUUUGCUCCCCAGAAAUAUAUGAUGAAGGAUACAUAAAAUUGGGGAAGACGAAGGGAGUGUUUGCCAGAAGUUAUUUGUCGUUUUAUGACCGCAUAAAGAACUUUGUGAUUAGAGAUGAUGACGUAUGGGUCGUGAGUUUCCCGAAAACUGGAACAACAUGGACUCAAGAACUCGUUUGGUGCAUGAUGAAUGAUGAUGGUGACGAUGAUUUUGAGAAAGCGAAAAAGGACCUGGGACAAAGAUUUCCAUACUUUGAGGUUCGUGCCAACUGGUCCCCCCGGCUCGCAUCAAUCAUCGAGAAAAACGUGGUUGAAAACGAGGCAGUGUCCUCUGACAAGAAACACUUUUUCCAGGACAGUUUCACCCUCGCGGAGAACAUGGCGUCGCCACGUUUUCUGAAAUGUCAUUUACAUUUUUCCCUCCUUCCCACUCAACUAAUUGAAAAGUCUACGAAGGCGAAGAUCAUCUAUGUAGCCAGAAAUCCGAAGGAUACUUGCACAUCCUUCUACCACCACUCUUGCCUUCUCGACGGCUACGGUGGAACUUUGGAACAAUUUGCGGAGCAAUUUAUCACGGACAACGUUUUCUGCUCGCCUUUUUGGACUCAUUUGAAAGAAUUUUGGGAACGUCGAGAUCGCGAUGACAUCCUCUUCUUGACUUAUGAAGACAUGAAGAAGGACCUCCCAUCAGUGAUUCAAAAAACUGCGAAAUUUCUUGGAAAAGCGGAACUAAGUCCGGAACAAGUUCGGAAAUUGGCUGACCAUCUCAGUUUCGAGAAGAUGAAGGUCAACCCCUUCGUGAAUCAGGAGAGUGUUGUGGAAAACUUGAGGAAAAUCCAUGGGCGGACGUACGACUCGACUUUCAUGAGAAAAGGAAAAGUUGGGUCUUGGCAAGACGAACUUUCUGUGGCCAUAGUGGCCAAGAUGGACGCAUGGAUUGCAGAAAAUAGGAUUGAAGGGCUGUACUAGAUGAUAAAUAACACAAUUUUUGUAUAUUAUUUUGUGAUCGCGUGACCAAAAAGAUAUCCAUCCCCAUUGCGAAAUAUUUCCCUAUUUUCUAAAUCUCAUCUCUUAAAAAGGUGUGGAUCCUGCGCAAUUCCCUAAUCUCAAGAUUUAAUCAAGUUCAAACUAUAUAAAAAUACGAGAGUUAACAAACUAAUAUAAACAAAAUUCCAGACCAAAAA